Messenger RNA from Mesocricetus auratus (golden hamster), 5902 nucleotides. It is a transcript of the gene Tll2, whose product is annotated as tolloid like 2. The record is from RefSeq and is a predicted model, not a curated record. NCBI's taxonomy places the organism in Eukaryota, Metazoa, Chordata, Mammalia, Rodentia, Cricetidae. Gene Ontology annotation, biological process: proteolysis. Gene Ontology annotation, molecular function: calcium ion binding; serine-type endopeptidase activity; zinc ion binding. Bases 1 to 2976 code for a protein of 991 amino acids. The transcript is spliced from 20 exons.
AUGCCCCAGGAGGCUGCGCUUGGCACCCUGGUGCUAUUGCUGCUGCCACUGCUGCUGCCGCUCCCCUGCGAUACUGGGGUGCUUGGGGACAAGUCGGAUGUUGCCUUGGACUACUGGGCUUUGGAAGGUGAGGAGGGUACGGAGCAACAGCUGCAUUAUCACGACCCCUGCAAAGCCGCUGCCUUCUGGGGAGACAUUGCCCUGGAGGAGGAGGAUCUGAAGUUAUUUCACAUCGACAAGACUGAAGACUGGACCAAGCCAUCCGUGGAGGAAAUGGGACACAGCACUGAUGGCAAGGAUGAUGCCACAUUUCUGCCUGGCCCUGGGACCUCAGAUACCACCACAGAUAAGACCUUCUCUGCCCGAGUCCGAAGAGCCACAACCUCAAGAACAGAACGGAUUUGGCCUGGAGGAGUCAUUCCUUAUGUCAUUGGAGGGAACUUUACUGGCAGCCAGAGGGCCAUUUUCAAACAGGCCAUGAGACACUGGGAGAAGCACACCUGUGUGACCUUCGUGGAGAGGACAGAUGAGGAGAGCUUCAUCGUGUUCAGUUACAGGACCUGUGGCUGUUGCUCCUACGUGGGACGCCGAGGAGGAGGCCCACAGGCCAUAUCCAUUGGGAAAAACUGUGACAAGUUUGGCAUUGUGGCUCAUGAGCUGGGCCAUGUGGUUGGGUUCUGGCAUGAACACACUCGGCCGGACCGAGACCAGCAUGUCACGAUCAUCAGAGAAAACAUCCAGCCAGGUCAGGAGUAUAAUUUCUUAAAAAUGGAGGCCGGCGAGGUGAGCUCUUUGGGAGAGACCUACGACUUCGACAGCAUCAUGCACUAUGCCCGGAACACCUUCUCAAGAGGAGUUUUCUUAGACACCAUCCUCCCCCGUCGAGACGACAAUGGCGUCAGGCCAACCAUUGGCCAACGAGUGCGGCUCAGUCAGGGAGAUAUAGCUCAAGCCAGGAAGCUGUACAAAUGCCCAGCAUGUGGGGAAACACUGCAGGACACAACCGGAAACUUUUCGGCACCUGGUUUCCCAAACGGCUACCCCUCCUAUUCCCACUGUGUCUGGAGGAUCUCUGUCACCCCUGGGGAAAAGGUCAUCCUAAAUUUUACAUCCAUGGAUUUGUUUAAGAGCCGGCUGUGCUGGUAUGAUUACGUGGAGGUCCGGGAUGGUUACUGGAGAAAGGCCCCCCUGUUGGGGAGGUUUUGUGGCGAUAAGGUGCCCGAGCCCCUCAUCUCCUCGGACAGCCGGCUGUGGGUGGAAUUCCGUAGCAGCAGCAGUAUCCUGGGCAAGGGCUUCUUUGCAGUAUAUGAAGCCGUGUGCGGGGGAGACAUCACCAAAGACUCUGGUCAGAUCCAAUCUCCCAACUACCCCGAUGACUACAGACCUUCCAAGGAAUGUGUGUGGAGGAUCACAGUGGAGGAGGGGUUCCACGUGGGACUUACCUUCCAGUCCUUUGAGAUCGAAAGGCAUGACAGCUGUGCCUAUGACUAUCUGGAAAUCCGUGAUGGACCCACAGAGGAGAGUGCCCUGAUUGGCCACUUCUGUGGCUAUGAGAAGCCAGAGGCUGUCAAAUCCAGUGCCAACCGACUGUGGCUGAAGUUUGUGUCCGACGGUUCCAUCAAUAAAGCAGGCUUCGCAGCCAGUUUCUUCAAGGAGGUGGAUGAGUGUUCUUGGCCAGACCAUGGUGGCUGUGAGCAACGCUGUGUCAACACACUUGGCAGUUACACAUGUGCCUGUGACCCUGGCUACGAGCUGGCUGCCGACAAGAAGACAUGUGAAGUGGCCUGUGGUGGAUUCAUUACCAAGCUAAAUGGCACCAUCACCAGCCCUGGGUGGCCAAAGGAGUAUCCCACAAACAAGAACUGUGUCUGGCAGGUGGUGGCCCCGACGCAGUACCGCAUCUCCCUGCAGUUUGAAGCAUUUGAGCUGGAAGGCAACGAUGUCUGUAAAUACGACUUCGUGGAGGUGCGCAGUGGCCUGUCUCCUGACGCCAAGCUUCAUGGCAAGUUCUGUGGCUCAGAGACCCCCGAGGUCAUCACAUCACAGAGCAACAGCAUGCGUGUGGAGUUCAAGUCUGACAACACGGUCUCCAAACGCGGCUUCAGGGCCCACUUCUUCUCAGACAAGGACGAGUGUGCCAAGGACAAUGGCGGCUGCCAGCAGGAGUGUGUCAACACAUUCGGGAGCUACCUGUGCCGGUGCGGGAAUGGGUACCGCCUUCACGAGAACGGGCAUGACUGCAAAGAGGCUGGCUGUGCAUACAAGAUCAGCAGUGCAGAGGGGACCCUGAUGAGCCCCAACUGGCCUGACAAGUACCCCAGCCGGAAGGAAUGUACCUGGAACAUUUCGUCAACCGCUGGCCACAGGGUGAAAAUUACAUUCAGUGAGUUUGAGAUUGAGCAACACCAGGAAUGCGCCUAUGACCACCUGGAACUGUACGAUGGCACGGACAGCCUGGCCCCCGUCCUCGGCCGCUUUUGUGGCAGCAAGAAGCCAGAUCCUGUGGUGGCUACGGGCAGCAGCCUGUUUCUCAGGUUUUACUCAGACGCCUCGGUGCAGAGAAAAGGCUUCCAGGCUAUGCACAGCACAGAGUGUGGGGGCAGGCUAAAGGCUGAAGUGCAAACCAAAGAGCUCUAUUCUCAUGCCCAGUUUGGGGACAACAACUACCCGAGCCAGGCCCGCUGUGACUGGGUGAUAGUGGCAGAGGAUGGCUAUGGCGUGGAGCUGGUAUUCCAGACCUUUGAGGUGGAGGAAGAGGCAGACUGUGGCUAUGACUACAUGGAGGCCUACGACGGUUACGACAGCUCGGCACCCAGGCUCGGCCGCUUCUGUGGCUCAGGGCCUUUAGAGGAAAUCUACUCUGCAGGGGAUUCGCUGAUGAUCCGAUUCUACACAGAUGACACCAUCAACAAAAAAGGCUUUCAUGCCCGAUACACCAGCACCAAGUUCCAGGAUGCCUUGCACAUGAGGAAAUAGUACCAAGGUUCUGGGAAGACAGAGACUAUAUUUUAAACACCUGUGAACAAGCAGCCCACAGUGUACAGUAUUUUUUUCAACAACAAAAACCCACACCACAUCCUUGAAACCAUAUAUCCGGGUGAAAGCACAUUCCUUCGGCCAACAGGAAGAAAAAGAAUCCCAUUGGUUCUAGCUGCAGUGUUAGCAAUUGCAGCCUCUAACGGAGGUUAAAAUUUGACACUAGUGACAAACAAGUGUGCUUCUUCACACUUUUUCUCCAGCCCUUUGCUCCUAUGGGGCAAAAGGCCAGCCUGGGCUACCCCUUCCUCCACUCUGGACAGGCUUCCAUAGGUGACCGGCAGCAUGAGCCUAUCCUGAUAACUUGGCUGCCUUCUUUUAUCAAGGAUAAAAUCUUAGCAGUGGCUGAGUUGUGACAGUGGGGCAGAAAGUUUUUACUUAGUUCUUCCAGAGUCCAGGAAACCCAAGACUAUUGACGCAAGAGUUAAAGAGGCGUCCUGGUGCACAGAGAGGAGGUUUAGCCUGGGAACCAGCGUUGUGGAGUUGGAAGACCUCAAGCCUUUCCCUGUCGCUGGCUACCUUGCCUCGUCUAGGGUGCUCCUGUCAUUAGCCUCCAUUCAUGAGAGAGAAUCCGUGGUCACUCCCAGCAGAACCCUCACUAGUGAGCUCCCCCCGCUGAGAUGACACUCAGAGGCUCAGAGGAGGCCACCUGUGCUGGGGUUCCCACGGCAUCUGCAAGACUUGCCAGGUCAUCUCAGGAACAAUUCAGGUCUCGCUAGGUGAAAACUAGUAAUUCCAAGUUACGUGAGAGUCACCGUCAUCUGGAACAAGUCGGUCUGUGGCACACUUCACAUCACCAGACAGGUUAAAGAGUGCGUUGGCAACUUUGCUGCAAUUAAGCAGGGUGUGGCCAUCAACUUGCACGAAGAAUUCUCAACAGUCUGGUACUUGUUCUAGAGAAGUGUAGAAGGUGAUGUUUACAUAAUUUAGCACCUCAAAGUAUAAUUGAAAUAGUAAGGUAGUUUUGAAUGGCAUUUCAUUAAGGCAUCUCUGGGCAUUUUGAGCUAAAAGCUGUGGUAUGUUAGCUUUAUAAGAGCAUUUAUGUUGAAAUAAUUUUAAAAUAAUGUUUACAUAACCGCAAGUCCUGUUGGGUUGGUGGUGAACACAGGGCGGCACAGGAGAGUGUUUCUGUUAGAGAUGGUGUAGCUCCCAAGCACCAGAAUUCCUUUGUGAUGGACCAUCACCUUAAACAAAGUGUUUGUGAGAGUUGAAGGUUUUCCUUUUGUAAGAAGAUCACAGUAUACUAACCAGAGAAUGACAGCCAACGGAAAUGACUGCUGGGAGCAAAAGCUAGAAUGGUACAAAGAAAGGAAGAGAAAUGCAUGGGAGUAUUUGUUUUUAAAAAAUGCAAGUGUUAUUAUUGAUAAUAAUAUAUGUCUGUGUAUAUGUAUCUAUGUAUGUAUAUAAGGAUCAGCUAUCAAAGCCUUAAUCAGGGCAGUGUGACAGUGCCAACUCACUGACUGUGGUUUAUCAUCAGACUCCGGUGCUGGCCCCACACAUUACCCCUCCCCCUUAAAAACUGAGAUUUCUUCCAGCUUCUCUUGGCCCUGAACUGAGGCUUGGCCUCCAUCCUCAUGGCCUGAUUGCUGGCAUACCCACCCAGGGAGAGCUUUAUAUGGCAAAAGACACAGCUUGUCCCAUUGUUCUUGUAAAUCCCAUUUCUCUGGUGCGCUUGUGUGUGUGUGUGUGUGUGUGUGUGUGUGUGUGUGUGUGUGUGUGUGUAGGUUUUAUUUUUGUCUUAUUUUGUCUGUCAAGGGUGGGACAGGAAUCAUGAUACAUAAGGUAUCUGUCACCAACCUCACUCCACAGAGAUAAAAAUUCUGUGUUUUAACCUUUAGAAAUCUAAAUAAGAUUGACAAAUUCCAAUGAAAAUAGGAGGCAGGGAGAGAUAGGGUUGUCACCCUGGUGACACACUGAUAAUUCUCUUAGUGUGAAUCUUUUCAGAAGCACACAGCUUCAGCAGCAGCCAGCUUACAACAAUGAGGCUCUUAUGGGCACCCUUAUUUAGGCCUGUGACACAUUCCCAGAAGACAGCCUCUGAUUCAACAAGGGCUGCUGGGGGCCCCUUCUCUGGAAGCUGACACCACAGGAAUUCACACAUGACACAGUCCUGCAGAGAACCACAGGCUGGCUUCCAAGAACAGUCCACUCCGCAGAAAGACACAGGUGCCCCCACUUUGGCCCUCCCAAUUGCUCAGGGGCCUUUCUGCAACUGUCCCUGGGUGUGUAUGGAUAAAGGGGCUCGAGGAUAGUCCUUUGGUUGACCUUCCCUUUUAUCUGGGACCAAGCCUGUGGGUUCUUGGGCUCUAAGACCCAAGAACUGCAUCUGGGGCAAAUGAUCUAAGGAAAUAUUUGGAAUUUGGGUCUCCAAGCUCAAAUUCUAGAGUACUCUGAAUUAGAAGCUAGAACCUGUGCCCCAGGGUGGAAACUCCAACCCACUGAGAUGAGGCUGUGGAUGGAUUCAGUUUUCCCUAAAGUUCCUCUCUGUGUUCCCUCUAUGCAGUCAUGAUAUUCAUAAACUGCUCAGCCUGUUGACAUAAUUCUCUAAGCACAGAACAUGCCAUCAGUGUGGCCCCUUUGCUGCUUUUUAGAGUUCUUGGUAUUGUUCAUGGAGUUUGGGAGGAGAUGGUCCCUUAGCAGCCAUAGAUGUUUUUAAAGUUUGUUUUGCAGAUUGUGAUCAAACUUUUGAUCAGAAACCCCCCAAAUCUAAAAAGGUUCUUUUUUUUAAAGACAAGUGUUAUCUAUACAUAUAAGGGUAUUUUUUAAAAGUAACUGUACAUUUCAUGUAAAAUGUCAGGUGGCAAGAACAUGGGGAGAUGGUAGUCCUUGUCUAAAAAUGAUGUUUCAUUAAAGAAUGUGGAUUUGC